ACAAGGAUAAGCCGAACAUGGCUUUACUGCAAUUCCCACUACUACUAAAUUUCCGCUCAUCUCCUUCACCGGGAAUUUCAUUUACCCGCGGCCGGGAUUUCAAAAUCCGAUGUUCCAAUGAACGUCAGGCGCUUUUUAACCGCAUUGCUCCUGUUUAUGAUAACUUGAAUGAUUUGCUGAGUCUGGGACAACACCGUGUUUGGAAACGUAUGGCUGUUUCAUGGAGCGGGGCGAAGGGAGGGGAUACUGUGUUGGACAUUUGCUGUGGAAGUGGGGAUUUGGCAUUUCUUUUGUCUGAAAAAGUUGGCGUUGAUGGGCAGGUGCUUGGUUUGGAUUUUUCGAGGGAACAAUUGUUAAUUGCCUCAUCACGACAGCAAGAGAGGUCAAGUGCUUGCUACAAGAACAUAGAGUGGCUGCAAGGUGAUGCACUUAAUUUACCAUUCCCUAAUGAUACUUUUGAUGCCAUCACUAUGGGCUAUGGAUUGAGGAAUGUUACAGAUAAAGAAAGGGCUGUACAAGAGAUUUUCCGAGUUCUUAAACCAGGGUGUAAGGUUUCUAUCCUUGAUUUUAAUAAAAGCAACCAACCAGUCACUGGAUUGAUACAGGUUGUUGCUCUGGAUGCAGUAAUUAAUGAUGCAAAUCGAAGAAAAGAAAUUUCUCGUAAUAUUUUUAUUAUCAUAAUCCAGGAAUGGAUGAUAGACAAUGUGGUUGUUCCGGCUGCUACUGUCUAUGGUCUGGCAGACGAGUACAAAUACCUGAAAAGCUCAAUUCAGGAAUUUCUGACUGGAAAGGAAUUGGAGCAGCUUGCUCUUGCCAUUGGAUUUUCAGAUGCCAAGUUUUACGAGAUUGCUGGUGGACUGAUGGGUAAUUUGGUGGCUACUUGCUAAGCGGGUGUUUGACCUUCAUAGAUCAACCAUUUUGAUGGAAAGAUUAUAUAACUGUAAUGUGUUUUGUGUACUAUGAGUUAUUAGGUUUAAUUGCUCUGUGCUUUUUUUUUUUUUUUUUUUUUGGUUCUACUACAUAUUGGAUACAUUAUUGAUGUCUUGAGUUUUGCUGUCACCCCAUCUGAAUUUACUCUUAUUUUCUGUUGGUCUUUGCGGCAUUUUUUUAUCCUGGAACUUUGAAAAGUUAGAAUCAUGAAUGGGAAUUUUUGUUCUUGCUUUUCA
Molecule: messenger RNA, 1166 nt
Organism: Amaranthus tricolor (Joseph's coat)
Lineage: Eukaryota; Viridiplantae; Streptophyta; Magnoliopsida; Caryophyllales; Amaranthaceae
Product: 2-phytyl-1,4-beta-naphthoquinone methyltransferase, chloroplastic
Exons: 8
Coding region: 18-887 (289 amino acids)
Biological process (GO): phylloquinone biosynthetic process
Molecular function (GO): 2-phytyl-1,4-naphthoquinone methyltransferase activity
Source: RefSeq, a predicted model, not a curated record